AUGCAAAACGAAGAGGACUGUAAAUGUAUGAGAAUCGGCGGUCAAUUGGAAGCAGUACGCUGGAAUCUCUGGCCUCGUUAUUAUCAGGCCAGCCCAGGCGUUUUAGCACUGGACGACUGGAAUAACGACCCCCACAUAUGGCUUUACUAUGUCGAUAGUUCUGAUGGCAUACUUCCUGACGACGAUGUUUUAAGGUCGACGAAUCCUCGCUACUGGUCUAUACAUAAUGUUCAGCGAUACUUCGUCGGCCAGUUGCACUGCGAACAGGUUCUCUUCACCUACCAGUAUCCAAACAUCCGGAUGCCGUCGCGUCUCGGCAGUUACUUGUGGAAGACAAACACAGCGCUGAAGCUGCCAUCAGCUCUGUACAUAAAAGAGUUGAAUAUGUCGCUGGAUACCACUUUGAAGAAAAUGGUGGAAAAUGAAGCCCAAAUGCAUCGUUUGAUCAUAUGUGACCAACUUGUCAAAAUUGCGCAACUGGACCAUCAUAAGCGACAAACGUUUUUCAGAUUAGUUCAAGACAUUAUGAGCAAAAUGACGACCGACGAGGAGAAAUGCAAAGUGGCAAAGCUGCUUCAAGAUUUAGACGUGCCGGAGUUAAAGAUGCCGGAACGAUGUUCAACCUUGGUUAAAGAGUUUGAAGAGAAAUUUGGACAAGACAUUUACGACGCUACGGAUGAAUCAACGCCUAUCUAUGAGAAUCCGUAUAUUGUCGACAAAGAGCUUUUGGAAGAAAACGAGAGGAAAUUAAAGGCGUUAUUGGCUACACAUAAACGAUCGAAAAAGGUGGUAACGGACAAAGUAAUUGUGACAGGACCAGACCCCAAGCGUCCCUGGCGAACCCAGACCAAUAGGGAGAAGUUAUUGCGAAUCGAUAGCGAUCUGAGACGACACUUGGAAAAAGCCGCUGACGCCAUAACACCAAUGACGGACGCUGAUAUGAAGGAACUAAUGACUCAGUGCCUGGAGAAUUCUGCUAACCAAACAGUGAGGUCGGACCGUCUCCGCGAGACCGUUGACGAGGCAAGGCGGAAUCUACCCAAUUUUCAAUACCGUAAAAUCGAAAAUAGCACAGCAACUUGUAUACUUUUGAACGCCCACGAACCAGUGGAACGGCAGACACCGAAUCAGAACAUGGUACAGCUGAAUUCUUAUAGUGAACUUCAAGCUGAUGAAGAUAGUGUGCCCAAUCUUCAGAACCUUUGCAGUGGAAAGCACGUACCGCGUCAUGUAACUCGACAAUGUUUUCUCCGGAGCUUGGGUGAGAUGCGAAAUCUUCGUGUUCUUGCUUUGGAAUAUGCACAUUUGGCGGAUAGUACAGGGGCCGCCCUUAUAUCUUUGUUACCUGUUAUACGAAGACCGCAUUUUAGGCUACAGUUGAUUUGCCGAGAAAAUCAAACGCCUGGUCGUGCAGAUGCGGCGAUGGGCGUGGGCGGCCAUCACAUCCCCGAUACGGCCUGGCGUCGUGUUAACAUAUCUUGUCCCGAUCUCUACUUACUAAUGGCCUUUUUUCGCGUGCGGGACUAUGACAACAUCCGUCGAUUUCUAACACCGAGCAUCCCACUUCGUGAAACACAUUUGCAGUAUGGGAUAGACAUGUACAAAUCGCAGAGGCAAGAUUCGGAUCUGAGUUGUUUUGUUCGACACAUUGCGGGGCGAUAUGGAAGUACCUUAGUAACGUUAAGUAUUCACCAAUGGCGAGGAGUGACAUUCCCCUUGCGACGAAUAAUUGAGCUCAUGCCAAGUCUGAUGAGGAUCCUGUAUAUUGGAGUCGUGGAUCAAGAGGAUCUUAAGUGUAUGCUGAAUAUGAUCGCGUGUGGAGUGAUGAGAAAAUUGAAGCAAGUUAACAUUCAAGUGCAAGAUGAUGAAAAGAGCCGUAGUAAAUGGGAGACCGCUAUAGCAAAGCUGAAUGAGGAAUUCAAUGACAUUAUUGCGUUAUACGAUAUUGAGUUUUGUCUGACUGUUUAUAAGAACUAA
Messenger RNA from Leptosia nina, 1977 nucleotides. NCBI's taxonomy places the organism in Eukaryota, Metazoa, Arthropoda, Insecta, Lepidoptera, Pieridae. The record is from the annotation of a GenBank genome assembly.